UGAAAGCAAACGGUCGCGUGGUGUUUCUCACCGAGCACACGAAACAGUGCUUUGCGUCGUGGCCCCGCGCGGAUUAUUCUCGUACUUCUUCACACAUCAUCGGUAGGCUCGACCGCUUUUCGGAGUAAAAUCAUUCGAAAAAUUGGCGAUACGAUACGCGAGGUUUCUCAGUCGUCGAAGAAUUGCUAUUGUUGGUGAGAUCAGCCUCGAAGAUGCUGCGGUAUCUCGUUGUUGUGAUUUUUUACGUUGGUGCGUGUCGAGGCGCUGAGUUCGAGGACGCAUUCCAGAAUUGCCACGUAGACGUUCAAGGCUUCGAUGGCUGUGUGAGAGAAGGCUUGAACGCGAUUCGGCCUUUCUUCAAGACCGGAUUGUCCAAGUAUAACGUGGCACCGUUCGAUCCGUUUUUCGCGAAAGAAGUUUCGGUCAGACGGGGCUUGCCUAAUCUCGGAUUUACUCUCACACUGCGAAAUGUAACAGAGAGUGGAUGGUCGAACAGUAAAGUGACGAAAUUCGUCAGUGAUCUUCCAAAUUACAAGGUCGUUUACACUCAGAGCUUUCCUGAAAAAUUUCUCGUUGGCGAAUACGAGUUCGAAGGAUCUAUACUCGGCCCGCGGAUGAAGAACAAAGGAAAAUUUGACUUGGCUUUGUACGAUUACGUGCAGACAACCACCAUAACAAAAGCACCAGGCUCGAAGGUGAAGGUACAAGUGGAAGCUCAAACGACCCGCGAUCUGACGCUGCAUAUUACGAAUUUAUUGUCAGGACGACAGGUCUUGGAGACGAUGCUCGAUCGUAUAAUAAACGGUGCAUGGCAGCCGGGGUUCUUAGUAACCAAGCCGUUGAUAAACGAUUUGGUUUCAAGCGCCUUUACCGAAAUAUUCGGCAAAGCUUUUCAAAAUUUCCCAUUCGAGAAAGUCAUAAGGCCGAAAUCGGGCGUUACUUCGAGAAUUCAAAAAUCUUAAUUCUAGUUUUCAUAACUACUUUUAAGCACCUGGACUCAUGUGACAACCACCGGGGAAACGAGACCUCGAUCGAUCGUGAGGCUGAGAAUUUCCCAAAAGUCUGAAAAAGCUUUUCGACAUUCCGACCGUUCGUUCGUCCCCUGAGCGUGUCAUAUCGAAAGUGCAAACUCUUUCGUACUUUCGUAUUUUAGUUAACUAAUGACGAAUACGAUAGAAAAAAUAUCGUUGAAUUUAUCAUGACGAUUAUCCCGACUCGAUGGAACAGUGCCGAGCAUUUUUGGCUCCCUGAUCUUGUUGGAGGGCUUUCCGAAUCCCAUGAAAAAUUAAAAAAGCAUCAAUUUCAAAGAGCGACGAAUGUUCGAGGGCGAGAUGAAGCAUGAAGACGAAGAUUAACCGGUGCAGCCACACGAACAGUGUUCAAAUUAAAACAAAAUAAUAACGAAGAGUUCGGCAGGAGCGACGUACAUUGUAAAUAAAUCGUAAUAAUAAAUAGUGUAAGUAAUCCGUGAGUGGUUGUCGCAUGAUACAAAUCCGAAGCAGACGAAAAAAACCCACGAACACACACAAGAGGAAAAUGUAAAAUAAAAAAAAAAUGGUACGACCGAAAAAAAAUGUGGGAUUUCAAUCUUUGACAAGCUUUAUUUUAGAGCAUUAUAAAUUUUUAUCUCGCGUGACGUUGCGCCUCGCUGGAGAUGUGUCUCAAGUGCAAGCUAAGAACGAAGAAUCCAGUCGUGAAGAAAAGCCUUUGCUCUGUGUUGGCGGACAGUUGUAGUGGUAAACACAAUACACGCAGUGACGAUUAUAACUCGACAGAGAGUGAUGGUGGAGUCGUCUUCUUACCCGGUCAGGUGCUGGAAGCUAGCCUUGAAACCUUGGAAGGGCAGACGAUCACUCACCCCGCAUUCUUGCAUACCGAUAUUAUGGAGAGGUUUUUCUUCUUCACCUCUUCCACCGAGCCUAAUGCGGAUCCAUGAAGAUCUUCUCUACAGACGGUACUAAAGCCCUCGGCAUAUUUUAUAGUUCAUAAGUGUUUUUUAUACGAUUACUCUGGAUGCCGUAAUUCCACCGACUUUUCGUAAUAAAAAUAUGAAAUUUUUAUUUUAUUUUUCUUCAUUCAUUUUUUCGUUUAUUCAUAUUUAGUUUUAUUCAUUGUAAUCGUUCGAAAAAAUUAUUCAUUAGUAACUUUAUUAAGGUGACGGAUCAUUCGGUAUGCGCGCAUUGAAAUUUUGAAAGUUGAUUCCUGCCCCACCGUUCAACCGAUCGCGUUGAAAUUUCAACUGCGAAUACAGUAUUGUGCCACGAUUGGGCUGGCGGGAGGGAUUUUUGGAACUUUGAUUUUUUUUUUGAUUUUGUAUUACUAUCCGAGUAAUCGUAGAAUAACUCAGUAAAUAUCGACCGAAUUGCAAUAAAAAAAUGCACAUUUUGAGCUUUGUUGCAUCAAAAUCGAUCAUGAAAUGAAGGAGAAAGGAACUUUUAAAAAUUCAUCGAAAAAAUUGUCGACAUUAGUUUAUCGAGAUGUGCGCGAUCGUCAGUUUCCGAAAAGACAGACGAAUCGUAACGAUAAUUCCGUCGAAAACCAAAAUAAUAAUAUAAAUUCAAAAUAA
This is a messenger RNA of Venturia canescens, 2566 nucleotides long. RefSeq names its product Juvenile hormone binding protein 16 (gene Jhbp16). Bases 213 to 962 code for a protein of 249 amino acids. The record is from RefSeq and is a predicted model, not a curated record. The transcript has 4 exons. NCBI's taxonomy places the organism in Eukaryota, Metazoa, Arthropoda, Insecta, Hymenoptera, Ichneumonidae.